GUAGAGACGUAGAGGCUCGCGCAAGAGAUACAAUACGUGCGCGCUCCCGCCUCCAGGAGCUUUGCACGCGCGUCGGUUUGUAGGCUGCAGCAUGGCGCCGGGGGCAACAGUGUGUGAUCCUACUGCCGGUCUAGUUCUCGCGUUCGGUCUGUCACAUUAAACCACUCGCUACACCAAAGCCCUCAAAGCACCGAGGCCGCUGAGAAUGGAGGACGUGAAGUUACAGUUUCCUUCUCUGCCCCUGUGCAAGGAAGAAGCUGAGGACUGGACCUAUCCAAUGAGAAGGGAAAUGCAGCUCUCCGUACUUCAGAAAUGUGGCAUAACUCAUGUCAUCUGCAUCAGACAAAACAUUGAAGCCAAUUUUAUUAAACCAAACUUUCAGCAGUUAUUUAGGUACUUAGUGCUGGACAUUGCAGAUAAUCCAGUUGAAAACAUAAUUCGCUUUUUCCUAACGUCCAAGGAAUUUAUUGAUGGAUGUUUACAAACUGGAGGAAAGGUCCUUAUCCACGGCAAUGCAGGGAUCUCUAGAAGCGCUGCCUUAGUAAUUGCUUAUAUUAUGGAGACAUUUGGAAUAAAAUACAGGGAUGCCUUUACAUAUGUCCAGGAGAGAAGAUUCUGUAUUAAUCCCAACGCUGGAUUUGUUCACCAGCUUCAGGAAUAUGAAGCCAUCUAUCUAGCAAAAUUAACCAUCAAAAUGAUGUCUCCUCUGCAGCUGGGAAGGCCGUUAUGUAUUCAGUCUGGUGCUACUGGCAGUCUCAAACGGACACUUGAUGAUGAAGAUGAACUUGGAAACAUGCAGGUGUCUGCAGCCCAUGAGGGAUAAUAGAUGGUUAGUAUUGCAGUAGCCCGAAAUGGAUUCAAAAAGCCUGGAGCUCACCACAUACACAUUUGCCCAGUCGUCUUCUUGCCCAGGUGCUGCUUUUGGAGUUUCUCGACUAUAUCGGGGCUUUGUUAAUGGAUGCGUGAUUGGCACUGAUCAUUUUACUACGUUUUACACAGCUGUUUUACUAAAUCCCAAAAUAUUUUCCGACUUGAGAAGAGGUAAUAUUGCAAUAAUGCACUUUUUUCAUACUUGAAGCUUUUUUUUUUUUUUUUUCCUUUAUUUGUAAGAUAACGUGGUCACAUGAAACACAAUGCAAAUGACAGGAGAAAAGAGGACUGUUUCUAUUAAAAGUUAUUUAAUUUAUAAGAAACGUCUUUAGUAAUGAACUGUUUGCUAAACUUUUGUGUUUUGUAAAUACAUUUUAUAGGUUUAGAAGUUCUGUGGAUUUUUAACAAAUAAUUCUAUACUAAGACUUACUUGUUAUGCAAUUUAUAUUGUGGCUUAGGCCGGAAGAUUUCUUGUUUCUUCAUAUUAAAUUGAACUGUUGUUUUUCAAAUAAACAGACUGAAAAGAAA
Messenger RNA from Xenopus laevis (African clawed frog), 1398 nucleotides. RefSeq names its product serine/threonine/tyrosine interacting protein S homeolog (gene styx.S). Gene Ontology annotation, biological process: regulation of ERK1 and ERK2 cascade; negative regulation of SCF-dependent proteasomal ubiquitin-dependent catabolic process. Gene Ontology annotation, cellular component: nucleoplasm; cytoplasm. Bases 206 to 823 code for a protein of 205 amino acids. The transcript is spliced from 9 exons. Gene Ontology annotation, molecular function: F-box domain binding. The record is from RefSeq and is a predicted model, not a curated record. Lineage: Eukaryota; Metazoa; Chordata; Amphibia; Anura; Pipidae.